Molecule: messenger RNA, 1923 nt
Organism: Periconia digitata
Lineage: Eukaryota; Fungi; Ascomycota; Dothideomycetes; Pleosporales; Periconiaceae
Source: the annotation of a GenBank genome assembly
AUCAGCAUGGAGGUCGCCGGCGUAGUCUUGGGCGCAAUUCCCAUUAUCUUGUAUGCACUGGACAAUUACAGCAAGGCUUGGGACCCGUUGAAGGGCAUAGUCAGAUGGAAAGAAACGAUUGAGACGACGCGACUCCAACUCAUCCUCGAAAGGCAAAAACUGUACAUUACACUGGCCUCGCUCGGCAUUCAGGUUGCGGAAACUACGACUUUGACUGAAGUGGAGAGAGCGCUGCAGAUCAACCAGCCCAGCAACUGGAGGGAUUUCAUGAUAAUUAUUCGCCAAAUGGAUGACCUUCUACAUCGCGUUGCAAAAGAUCUUUAUCCUGAUGUAAAAGGCCCACCAAGCUGGGAAGACGCAAAGUCCGAGCGGGCCAAUUGGGAAUGGAGAAGAGUAAAGAGAAGUUUCGGUACCUCCCGCCGAAAAGAAGUCUUCAAGACCCUGCGGUACUAUAAUUCAGCGCUCCAGGACUGUAAACUUGAGAAGCGUGAAGCGCUGCUGGAUACUGAGAACCGGAUCGUUAAUCAGGUCCGCACUCGCUUCGACGAAAGCAAAACCUUGUAUACGAGGAAGAACGCGCGACUGGUGCACAAGGCCAUCUCUUCCAGCUUCGAUUGCAAAUGCAAUGCGCCUCAUGAGGGUUGCAUGCAGCUGCAGUGGCACAGCAACACUCCGGUUGACGCCGAGAAGUUUCACAUGAUACUUUCAUCGAGAAGUCAGCAACAACCAGAAAUCAUGUGGCAGGCUGUAGCAAUCAACAUCGAACAUGCAGUACUCGAACAUCAGAAAUCGUCGGAUAUACAAGUCAGCAUCCCCGAUCUUUCGAAUUCAACGACCCAAACUAGCAAUGACAACGAACCAACACCUACGGUACCAUUGGAGCCGCCAAAGAAGAAAGGCGUACGGUUUCUAGGAGUACACAUCACGAGAGAAAGAUCGAAAAGGUUAUCAGGCCGAUUUCGAUCGCGGUCCACUUCAUCCUCAAAAGACUCCAACCACCAUAUCACCUCCACCCCAACGAUGUCUCAGAGCUCCCUGGGUACGAAUAGUAAUACCGGAAGCGUUGAUACUUCACCAUCCUCACGCGGUACUUCACCUGCCCCUGCAAUCAAGCUCUGCAGUAUGCUGGGAAAAGCUUCGACGUUCCAGUCUACUAUUACACUCAUCCCUAUCCUAGACGCAAAUACGACAGAGCAGUUGCGCAUCAUCUCCAUGGACCAUCCGCCACAGUCAAUCACUGCACCAGCGAGACGUCCGAUAAAUCUCGACGCACUCUUGACAAGACAACGAGACGAUAUCACCAAACAGCGAUUGCGUCUCAAUCGAAAGCGGCGGUUCGCCGUAGCGUCAGCUCUAACCUGGGCAGUUAUACAUCUAGGCGACUCACCAUGGUUGGACAAGAUACUGGCCAGCGACAACAUACGAUUCUUCCUCGAACAAGAAGAGAGCACUAGUCCAGCUCAACUCUCCGAUCACCCAUACCUUGCCAAUAUCUUUCCCCCUUCAAGCUUACCCGCGGAUGAUGAAAGUAGCAAUCCUACUCCUGAAAACCAGUCCUAUGGCAAGCAAAUCCAAAAUUUAACCCUCUACACCCUAGCUAUCCGCCUCAUCGAACUCGGCCGCGACAAAUCCUUAGCACAACUCCGACAAGAAUACCAAAGCAUCACAGGCGAGCGUGCAAAAACCACACCAAAUCUCCUCGACGAUUUCGAAGUCGCGCGGUUUCAUAUACGAGAACUUGAACUGGAUCCGGGAAUAGCUUAUAGUCACGCAACUGAUCGCUGUUUACGAUUCAUCUUCCCGGGAUCGGCAGACACAAACACGUUUGAGAAUCGCUCGUUCCGGGAUCUAUUCUUUUCGGAUGUCGUAGCGCCGGUCCAGGCUACGUAUGAGCUGAUCCCAGGAUCUUAUACGCAAGUGUGA